Messenger RNA from Botrytis byssoidea, 4277 nucleotides. RefSeq lists its product as uncharacterized. The record is from RefSeq and is a predicted model, not a curated record. Gene Ontology annotation, molecular function: catalytic activity. Gene Ontology annotation, cellular component: alpha,alpha-trehalose-phosphate synthase complex (UDP-forming); cytosol. The coding region runs from base 925 to 3921 and encodes 998 amino acids. Gene Ontology annotation, biological process: trehalose biosynthetic process; fungal-type cell wall organization; cellular response to heat. The transcript is spliced from 3 exons. NCBI's taxonomy places the organism in Eukaryota, Fungi, Ascomycota, Leotiomycetes, Helotiales, Sclerotiniaceae.
CUCUAAUAAGUAAAAAGGUAAUAAAGAGCUAGCUAGCUAGUACUUUCCUCCUUGUUCCCUUUUUCAUUCCAUUCCAUUCCCUUCCUCCCUUCCCCCCUUCCCCCUUCUCCCUUCUUUUCUUUAAACUUUCGCUUCAAAACUGUCCUGUCUUCCCGUCUCCCAUCUCCCAUCUCCCAUCUCCCAUCUCCCAUCUCCCAUCUCCCAUCUCCCAUCUCCCAUCUCCCAUCUCCCAUCUUCCCGUCUUCCCGUCUUCAAAUCGCAAAAUAGUAUCAAUAUCAUCAAUCUUACAUAUGAUACAGUCUUCCAAAGACAACAAUUGGACGAGACAAAGGGAAUCUAUUAAUUAUUUAUAAAUCAUUUACACCGAUCACGUAUAUCAUUCGUCAAUACGUCUUAACUUUAAUUACGUCACAUAAUUGUACGACCUGAGCUUUUGCUCCGGCAAAUCUGCAACUUGGUGGAUUGUUUUUCAUCAGAAAUCAGAAAUUUUGGGGAUAGAAUAUUCCAAGGUGUGCCAUCAAUCCCCAAUUCCCUCCUUCCAUUCAUUCCAAGAUUUUCUAUAUUACGCUCCUGCCUUGUUCCAACCACUUCACCCACGUUCCUACCCGAAAGGAUAUAAACCAAGCAAAUCCGGUCCCAAAGAUCAAAAAAAGACAACCGUCGGAUUGGGAACGAGAUACUUUGUUGUCUGUUGUUAUCCAUUCUGCCAAAAUUGAUUUGAGAGAUUUUUGAGAGCCAUUCAAAGUUUCACAAACACAAUACUACCCCUCCAUUCACAUAUUUCUCCGCCUAAAAAAAGAAUCCAUCUGCCAUACGGCUCCUCUUUUACCCAAAGAUUCACCCUGUUCUAAACCUAUUGAUGCCCGUUUCUUCUAUAAAUACCUUCAAUACGAUUCCCAAAUAAACUUUUACUUAUCAUUCAUCAUGGCAGAGAAUUCGAGAGAUUCGCCAAGCUCAGGCUUCACCGAGUCAUCAGCAGCAGCAGCAGCUACCCCUCCACCACAAAGACCAGCGGUUCUCAAGAAACAGAUUACUCGACACCCAGCUUUAAGUCCGUCGAUUACGAACGUUCCAGUGACGCCGGGUGGUUAUUUGGGGGCGUACGAAACGAUUCAAGCAGAAGAUAAAUCCAUCGAGAUCGACGAGCAAAACUAUUUUAUCCAAGGCUUCAACCAAUCUUCUAUCAUGGCAAAAUCUCCAUCCGAUGCCGAGACGGGCACAUUAUCAAAUCAAGAAGUUCUUCGCAGAAUGAGUCUAGCUCCUGGUCGCGAGAGACAAAAUUCCUUAUCGGAUCUUGAUCCACGCGCGGCGCAUCCUUCGUUGAAUUUGACUGGAGGCAUCAUUUCUGCGACAUUUUGCAUACAGCAAUCUUUGAUGUACAGAAAAGGCUCAGAUUGGACAUGGUCGCAAAGACAUGGUGGUUCCUCGCAAUUCGACUCUUUCAGAUAUCUCGCAUCGGAAAAAUCGCCAUGGCAUCAUACACUAGUUGGCUGGACGGGAGAAAUCAACCCGAUUGAGGAUCUUACUCCUCCAGAUACUCCUCCUCUUGGAGGUCAUCCUAUACAAUCGCAACCUCCACAAAAUAGAGUUCCUUUCAAUAAGUGCUCUGCGCCAAUCCCGGUUGAUGGCGUUACUAUGCCUCCAACACCACCAGAAACCGAUGGAUUAUUUGUUACAAGUGAAGAUAGGCAACGACUGGAAAGACAACUGGCAAAUCAAUCACAUGGAAAGAUCGUCCCGGUUUGGUUAUGUGAUGACGCAGAUACUAGUGAGGACGGAAGUGUUUGUUUGAAAGAUCAAUCAAGAUGGAGAAGAUUCGCCGAGCAUGAAUUAUAUACUUUAUUCCAUUACAAACAACACGAGCCUACGAACGGCCGACAAGAACGACAAUCCUGGGCGGAUUAUUAUCGCAUGAAUCAAAAAUUCGCAAAUCGAAUCCUCGAAAUUUACAAACCGGGCGACAUUGUUAUGGUUCACGAUUAUCAUCUCUUACUGCUUCCCAGCAUGUUGAGACAACGCGUUCCACACAUGAGCAUUGUCUUCUAUCUACAUAUCCCAUUCCCCAGUAGCGAGUUUCUUCGUUGUUUACCGAGAAGAAAGGAGAUAUUGGAGGGUGUGUUGAGCGCAAAUUUGGUCGGAUUACAAUCAUUCAGUUAUACACGUCACUUUAAUUCCUGUUGUACUCGUAUUCUAGGAUUUCCAUCUACGAGCGCAGGUGUCGAAGCAUAUGGUGCGAGAUGUGAUGUGGCGGCUUUCCCCAUUGGAAUUGAUGCGCGAAAUGUUGAAAAGCUCGCUUUUGAUGAUCCUGCUGUUGAUGAAAAGGUUGCUGCACUGAAGAAGUUGUAUGCGGGCAAAAAAAUCAUUGUCGGUAGAGAUCGUCUUGAUAGUGUUAGAGGUGUUGCACAAAAGCUCAUGGCCUUUGAACGCUUCUUGGAGAAUUUCCCGGAAUGGCGUGAGAAGGUCGUUUUGGUGCAAGUCACAAGUCCAACCAGUGUUGAAGAAGAAAGAGAGGAUUCUGGAAAUAAGAUUGCAGCCAAUGUUGCCGAACUUGUUGCGAGAAUCAAUGGUCUAUACGGAUCUUUGAGCUUUUCACCCGUCCAACAUUAUCCUCAAUAUCUCUCCCAAGAAGAGUAUCUCGCUCUUCUUCGUGUUGCAGAUGUUGGUUUGAUCACGAGUGUCCGUGAUGGCAUGAACACAACAAGUUUGGAGUACGUGGUUUGUCAAAAAGAGAAUCAUGGUCCUUUGAUUAUCUCCGAAUUCUCUGGAUCGGCUGCUGUCUUGGAUGCAGCCAUCCACAUUAAUCCGUGGGAUUUCAAUACCGUUGCCGAAAAUAUUCGACUUGCUUUGGAACUGCCCCCGGCCAAAAAAGCAGAACUUCAUGAAAAGUUGUCCGAGUACAUUUUCAGUAAUGACAUCACAACCUGGACGAAGAGUCUCAUUCGAACAUUGAUCACCAAAAUCAGUUCCAACAGUCAUGCAUUUGCAACACCCCUUUUGGAUAAGACUUCUUUGUUGGCCCAAUACAAAGCUGCCAAUAAGAGAUUGUUCAUGUUCGAUUAUGAUGGUACUCUUACUCCGAUUGUUAGAGAUCCUGCGGCAGCUUUACCUUCUGAUAAGCUAUACCGAACCCUGAAAGCACUCGCCUCCGAUCCUAAGAAUGCCAUUUGGAUUAUCAGUGGUAGAGAUCAAGAAUUCUUGGGACAACAUCUAGGACAUAUUCCAGAGUUAGGAUUCAGUGCUGAACAUGGUAGCUUUAUGCGAAAUCCAGGUAGCCAAGAAUGGGAAAAUCUUGCUGAACAAUUCGAUAUGGGUUGGCAAAAGGAAGUUAUGGAAUGUUUCCAGAAAUAUACUGAGAAAACUCCAGGCUCUUUCAUUGAACGCAAACGUUGCGCUUUAACAUGGCAUUACCGUCCUUCAAACCCAGAACUUGGUGAACAGAUGUCUCGCGAAUGUCAAAAAGAACUCAUGGCCACUGUUGGUAAGGCUUGGGACGUCGAAGUCAUGACUGGUAAAGCAAAUCUUGAAGUUCGUCCUACUUUCAUCAACAAGGGAUCGAUCGCCAAACGCCUCGUUGAUGCUUACGGUAAAGAAGUGGGACAAGCUCCUGAAUUCACAUUCUGUGCGGGUGAUGAUACGACAGAUGAAGAUAUGUUUAGAUCUUUGAACAACAGUGAAUUGGAUGUAAACCAUGUUUUCACCGUUACUGUGGGCGCAUCAAGUAAACCAACAUUGGCUAAAUGGCACCUUUUGGAACCAUCGGAUGUUAUUAGUAGUAUUGCACUUCUUGGUGGAGGUGACACAAAUGUAGCUGAUUUGGGACCGGUUAGUGUCAUUGAGGGGAAAGUUCGAGAGGAUAUGAUGGGAAAGUUGGAGGCAUCGGACAUGAUUCCUGGAGCACCUAGCACGGGUGAAGCAAGAUAGGUUGUCUUGUCAGGUGCAAGGGAAGGAUUGUUAGGUUUGAAUCUUUUUGAGGUAUGGGCAUAGCGUCGGAUGGGAUAGGUCUUGGAAGGAAUUAUGAAUAGUUAGAAGGAUUAUGAAAUGAUUGAUAGGUUGAUUCGGGGUAGAUUUGGCAAGUAGGGAUACAUGGACAUAGGAUAGGAUAGAGCGUUGUGUUCAAAUUCGAUUUGAUGCGCUGUGAAUAGGGUGAAGGGAUUUUUGAACAUGCGAAUACCGAAUAGAAUAAGUAGAUGAUCUCAGAUUAUGUUUGUGCGAAUGUAUAGGUUGAUGCAAUGAUGAGGAAUUUUUCAAUUAUUUAAGUAAAUAACAAGUAUCUGAAU